CAGUUAUAAAAGGCACCCAGAUAAAAGGUAGGGAAGGAGGAGGAGAGAGAAGGAAGUAUCCAGGCUGAGCAUCAUGAAGGGGCCCUCACCCACCAGCAGCCUCCUGCUGCUCCUGUUGUUCCUGAGCCCAGACCCUGGAGGAGCAUUCCCACUGGCACUCAGCACUGCAUGCUGUACUCAGCUCUACCGACAGCCACUCCCAAACCAGCUACUGAGGAGGGUCAUCAGAGUGGAAUUUCAGGAAGCUGACGGGGACUGUCACCUCCAAGCCUUCGUGCUUCACCUGUCUCAACGCAGGGUCUGCAUCCACCCCCAGAACCGCAGCCUGAUUCGGUGGUUUGAACGCCAAGGGAAGAUGCUCCAGGGAACUCAGCCCAACCAGAGUUUGGAGCUCAAAGGGAAAAUGGGCUGGGGCCCCCAGAAGCCAAAGUAAUAAAGCAGUGAUGCAUAAUA
Messenger RNA from Bubalus bubalis (water buffalo), 453 nucleotides. It is a transcript of the gene CCL27, whose product is annotated as C-C motif chemokine ligand 27. The record is from RefSeq and is a predicted model, not a curated record. Gene Ontology annotation, molecular function: chemokine activity. NCBI's taxonomy places the organism in Eukaryota, Metazoa, Chordata, Mammalia, Artiodactyla, Bovidae. Gene Ontology annotation, cellular component: extracellular region. Bases 74 to 433 code for a protein of 119 amino acids. The transcript has 3 exons. Gene Ontology annotation, biological process: positive regulation of T cell chemotaxis; immune response.